Messenger RNA from Cataglyphis hispanica, 818 nucleotides. RefSeq names its product low molecular weight phosphotyrosine protein phosphatase-like. Gene Ontology annotation, cellular component: cytoplasm. The coding region runs from base 260 to 733 and encodes 157 amino acids. The transcript has 4 exons. Gene Ontology annotation, molecular function: non-membrane spanning protein tyrosine phosphatase activity; acid phosphatase activity. The record is from RefSeq and is a predicted model, not a curated record. NCBI's taxonomy places the organism in Eukaryota, Metazoa, Arthropoda, Insecta, Hymenoptera, Formicidae. Gene Ontology annotation, biological process: protein dephosphorylation.
GCAUUGAAAAUUGGACAUCAAAGAUUAGAAUUUAACUAAUCAGAACAAAAGAAUUAAAAUUUCUUUGUUCUGAUUGAUCAAAUUUCAAUCAUCAACGAUUAGUCUAAUCUGUGAUUCAAUUGGGUGACAAAGUGUAAUUUUGUCUUCUUUCUAGGAAGCAGCCUUAAUUUUAUCGUCUUGUUUGUGAAAUGUAUAAAAUAUUUUUUAAAUAAUUUUUAUUUAUAUAAAGAAGUGUGUAAAUAUAUUUUAUAUAUAUAAGAUGUCGCAGAAGAAAAGAGUACUUAUGAUUUGUUUAGGCAAUAUUUGUCGUUCCCCAAUAGCAGAAGCUGUCUUUGAAAAUGAAAUGAACAAGAGAGGUUUGAAAAAUCAAUGGGAAGUAGAAAGCGCUGCUCUUAUAGGAUAUCAUACAGGUAAAGUGCCAGAUUAUAGAGCUUUGAGUACGCUAAAAGAAAAUGGGAUCACUAAUUAUUCUCACAGAGCACGCCAAAUUAAUAAAGAUGAUUUUAAUAAAUUUGAUUGGAUAUUUGGCAUGGAUAAUGAUAACAUUCAAGAUAUAAAUGCUCUAAAGCCAAAGGAAUGUCGAGCAAAAGUGGAGCUUCUAGGAAGUUAUGAUCCAAACAGAGAAGUCAUAAUACGAGAUCCAUAUUAUGAUAUUGAUAGCGCAGGAUUUCAAAAAGCCUAUGAGCAAUGUCUGAGAAGUGUAACAGCAUUUUUAAACAAAUAUACAAAUUAAUGCAAAGAAUAAUCUAAAUAUUAAUUUAAAAAACAAUUUUAGGAAAAUAUGUUGUAAUAUAAAUUAAUAAAAUUUUAUUACCAAA